GAAAAGCAUUGCCACCCGGCUCGAAGCAGGCAUGCAGGUAUGGCUACCUCAGUCUCAGCCGAGCAACCGGCCUCUCAAUACGUGGCCUCCAGUGUCAGUACCGUUAACAAGCGUGUCCAAUAAGUAUUACGUGAUUUCAACCCGGACAAACCAGAAAGCAACCAACCAUGGGGCUGCGCUCCCUUCUCCUCCUCUCCUUCGCCUGCCUCGCCACCAGCGACAAGCUCCACCUGGUCUUCGAAUGGAGCCAGCUAGACUACCAGUACGCCACUCCUGAGGCCAGACAGCAGGCCAUUGACUCCAAGGCAUUCAUCCCGGAGAACAAUAUACCGAUGGGUGUGGAGGUGUAUGAGGAUAGGCUGUUUGUGACGGUGCCAAGGUGGAAGCAUGGAGUGCCGUCGACGCUGAAUUACGUCAAUUUGAAAGAUAAUAGCACAAAGUCACCGAACUUAAUCCCUUACCCGAGUUGGGCAUCGCACUCUAUCGGCAGCGAUGGAAAACCUCCAGAAAUCAUCUCACCGUACCGGGUCCGAGCUGACAAGUGCGGUCGUCUCUGGGUUCUCGACAGUGGAAAGGUGGGCAGCCUCGAAACUAACUUUACCAGAUUCUCGCCUUCCAUCAUAGUCUACGACUUAAAGACCGAUAACCUUCUACGAAAGUACACGUUCCCUGCUGACCAAGUCAAACAAGAUUCUGGAUUUGCCAACAUUGCUGUGGAAGACUUCGAUUGCGAUAAAACUUUCGCAUACGCCGGAGACGUUGGCAAGGCGGGAAUCGUCGUCUACUCGUGGGAGAAGAACGAAUCGUGGAGAAUCAGCCAUCACUACUUCAACCAAGAUCCUUUGGCUUGCGAUUUCAACAUUAAAGGGUUGAACUUCACUUGGGACGACGCCAUCUUCGGCAUGGGAUUGUCGGCACCUAACUCUGACAAUUACAGCACUCUCUACUUCCAUCCAAUGGCCAGUUUUAAUGAAUUCUCGGUCUCCACUGAGAUUCUUAGAAAUAAGACUUUAGCCGAAGCUAGCUUCAAUUCCUUUAAACUUCUCGGCAGCAGAGGUCCAAAUGCUCAAUCGAGUGUGUCCUUCGUGGAUCCCAAGACGGGAGUUCUUUUCUACUCUUUAGUGAACCUUAACGCUGUGGCUUGCUGGCGAACAUCGAACAAGGAAUACACAAUGAAGAACCAGGGUAGAAUCUCUAUGAACGAUACCACCAUGAUCUAUCCUACUGACAUUAAGGUGGACAGUAAUCAGAACUUAUGGGUUCUCUCUAACAGGCUUCCGUUCUGGAUGUACGGACAAAUGAACCCUGCUGAUGUCAACUUUAGGGUAUUCACAGCUCCUGUAUUAGAAGCGAUUAGCCACACAACAUGUGACGUCACGGCGAGGUCAGAUAUUCUUGAUAAGUUUUUGGGUAACGUGAAGAAUGCUACAGCAAAGAUUGCUUCUAAGAUAAAGCCAAAUUCAGGCGCUUCGUUUGCACCUAUGUCAUUCGUUGCGUUAGUAAUGAUAAGUUUGUUCAUAUCUUCUACCGAAUAUUAAGAAACUAGUCUAUAUAACUGUUAUAGAAAGCCCAGCCUUAAUUAAUUUACUAGGAAUAGUUGAUAAUUCGUUAUAAAUUACUUUCAAUCUAGCAAUGUAUAAUGAAUUAUCAAUAAAACUUGAUAAUGUCAAUUUAUCAAUUGAGAAAUACGUUUAUGUCAGUUGAUCUGACUCGCUAAUAAGAACAUAAUUUAAUGUAACAACAACUAUAAUUAUGUGGUAUUUUGGACCACAUAUUUAUUGCUAUAUGGUAACCCUAAAAUAUAUUACGAAUCGGAUUACAAUUUGGUGAAACAGAUAUUUUGUCGCCACGACGCCAUAUUUUGCAGAUGGGUCAUUGAAAUGGUUACCGCAUUAUUUAUUACAUAAUUUAAAAUGUACGAGAAUAAUCGUAAGUAGAUGUACGUAGGUAGCAAUGAAAUCGGGUCACUUCGUUCCAAAUUUCCAUAUGAGAUGACGCUUUUUCAUUGCUUUUCAGUGUAUUUAUAUCAAAUUCUUUGGAGUGCUAGCACUAUUGAUGAUCGUCUGGUCGCAGUAAUAUUUAUAUAACGUUUAUAAAAAUAUAGAUACAGUGUAGAAAAAAUAAUGGACCCUGGAUGGAAAGUGUCUUAAAUUUUAAGUUAGCUAACCUUAAGUAAAUACUUAUACGAAACAUUUUUAUUCACUAAAAGUAAACUACCUAGUUCUGUGGAAACUAUAAUACAUAUUUAGUGGAUUCUAUUCCUCUGCUAAUACCUAAAGCAAAAAUUGGUACCGUACUUAAGCUUUCUAAAAGUAAAAUGAUGGUGCCUUCGGGUAAUUAAAAUGGCUAACGUAAGAUGCUAAGGCACUUUCCUUCCAUGUCUCAAUUUUUCUUUUAACAAAUAUAGGUAGUGAGGAUCUGAGGGUCUAUUUUUGAAUUACGACCCCACGAUAUCGCCAUUCGACUUACGUUACGGUGUAAAGCGUAGAAUGGUAGGAUAAAGUUGAAAGUCUAUUAUUAAAAACCGAGCGGUAGAAAUUUCGAAUAGCGGUAGUAUCGCUGCGGUAAUAAUCACUUGUUUAAAAUCACUACAAAUUUUGUUACACAGUUUAACAGUAUGACGGUUAUGGUUGUAUGAUUGCUGUUUAUAUUUUGUCUCUUUCUUUAGAUAUGGUACAAAAAGAGGCAAAUCAAUAUUUGGUAAAUCAAGUACUUGGUUUACAGUACGAGUACUUACCUCCAACGUAUUUAUGUGCCUUAAAUCGUGAUAUAUUGUAUUAUGUAUUAGGUUAUUUUGUUUUACAAGUGUUGUAAAUAUUUUAAAGCUGUAAAUAAAUGCCAUAAGCUUA
This is a messenger RNA of Leguminivora glycinivorella, 2849 nucleotides long. RefSeq names its product protein yellow (gene yellow-f). The record is from RefSeq and is a predicted model, not a curated record. The coding region runs from base 168 to 1538 and encodes 456 amino acids. Lineage: Eukaryota; Metazoa; Arthropoda; Insecta; Lepidoptera; Tortricidae. The transcript is spliced from 3 exons. Gene Ontology annotation, cellular component: extracellular region.